Carlito syrichta (Philippine tarsier) is the source of this 1251-nucleotide messenger RNA. Its product is annotated as phospholipase B1, membrane-associated-like. The transcript is spliced from 15 exons. The annotation marks the transcript as partial. NCBI's taxonomy places the organism in Eukaryota, Metazoa, Chordata, Mammalia, Primates, Tarsiidae. Gene Ontology annotation, molecular function: phosphatidylcholine lysophospholipase A1 activity; A2-type glycerophospholipase activity; retinyl-palmitate esterase activity. Gene Ontology annotation, cellular component: brush border membrane. The record is from RefSeq and is a predicted model, not a curated record. Gene Ontology annotation, biological process: phospholipid metabolic process.
GACGAGCCCUUCCUGAGAACCGCCCGGAACAGUAACUACACGUACCCCACUACGCCAGCCAUUGAGAACUGGGGCAGUGACUUUCUGUGCAUGGAGUGGAACCCUUCCAGCAGCAGCCCGACCUCUGUGCAUAAGCUCCGACCAGCAGACAUCAAAGUGGUGGCCGCAAUGGGGGACUCACUGACGACGGCCAUGGGUGCUCGCCCACACAACUCCAGCAAGCCGCCCACGUCCUGGAGGGGCCUGUCCUGGAGCAUUGGAGGGGACGGGGUCCUGGAGACCCACACCACACUGCCCAACAUCCUGAAGAAGUUCAACCCUGACCUCUUGGGGUUCUCCACUGGCACCGGGGAGGGGACAGCAGGACUGAAUGUCGCUGUAGAAGGGGCCAGAGCACAGGACAUGCCAGCCCAGGCCCUGGAGCUGGUGGACCGCUUGAGGAACAGCCCCGACAUCGACCUGGAGAAGGACUGGAAGCUGGUCACCCUCUUUGUGGGGAGCACCGACCUUUGCCGCUACUGUGAGGAGAGGCCGGAGGCCCCCUUGGCCGAGGAGUUCGUGCAGCACAUCCAGCAGGCCCUGGACACCCUUUACAAACAGCUCCCGAAGACUUUCGUCAACGUGGUGGAGGUCAUGGAACUGGCCAGCCUGCCCCAGGGCCAAGGCAGGAAGUGUGCUGUGCCAGCAGCCCAAAACAGCUGCGCCUGCCUCCGACAUGCUCAGGACCCCCUGCAAAUGCAAGAGCUGAAGCAGAUGACCUGGAGCCUCCAGAGCGGUGUCUCCAGGCUCUCCUACUGGCCCUGGUACAUGCAGCGCGAGGACUUUGCGGUAGUGGUGCAGCCUUUCUUCCAAAACACGUUUGUGCCCCUGACCGAGGGAGGGGAUGCCGACCCCACCUUCUUCUCUGAAGAUUGCUUCCACUUCUCAGCCCGUGGUCAUGCUGAGAUGGCCAUUGCUCUCUGGAACAACAUGCUGGAGCCCGUGGGCCACAAGACCACUUCCAACAACUUCACCCACAGCAGGGCCAAGCUCAAGUGCCCCUCGCCGGAGAGCCCGCACUUCUACACGCUGCAAAACAGCCAGCUACUCCCAGACCAGGCCACAGCGGCCCCCGAUGCACUCUCCUGGGCCGUGCCUGUGGCAGCCGGUGGUGGCCUGCUGGUGGGCGUCGUGGGGGCAGUGGUCUGGAGGAGUAGGAGAGGUCGCCCAAGGGAAGACCCCCCGAUGAGCCUGCACUCUGCAGCCUUCUAG